UUAAUGCUCUGUACAAUGUUCGACGCCUCGACUUAACCAGAUCUAACUCUACUGAACGGCGAACAAAGCUCAGCGAUCUGAAAAAUAAAAAUGGAGUCGGAAGUUGCCUCUGACGAAACAUCCACCGUCGCCGGCCUUAUCCCCCUUGCAUCUGCCUCUCAGCAGCCUUACGUCUCCGAACUUCUCUCCUUCACUCUUGAUCGCCUGCACAAGGAGCCGGAGCUGCUACGAGUUGAUGCCGAACGAAUUCGGAGGCAGAUGCAGGAGGUGGCGGUGGGAAACUACCGCGCUUUCAUCUCCUCGGCCGAUGCGCUGCUUGCUAUUCGAGAGGAAGUUUCUUCUAUUGAUAAACACCUUGAAUCCAUGAUAGAUGAAAUUCCUAAGCUAACUUCUGGUUGCACUGAGUUCAUUGACUCUGCAGAAGAAAUUUUGGAGAAGAGAAAAAUGAACCAAACACUGCUUGCAAAUCACAGUACUUUGCUUGACUUGCUUGAAAUUCCCCAGCUUAUGGAUACAUGUGUUAGGAAUGGAAAUUAUGAUGAAGCUCUUGAUUUAGAAGCAUUUGUUGCCAAGCUUUCAACAAUGCACCUGAAAUUGCCUGUCAUCCAAGCUCUUGCAGCAGAAGUACGGCAGACCACCCAAUCUCUUCUUUCUCAGCUUCUCCAAAAACUUAGAUCAAACAUUCAGUUGCCAGAAUGCCUCCGUAUCAUUGGAUACUUGCGUCGAAUAGGAGUGUUCAGUGAGUAUGAAAUGCGCCUACAGUUUCUAAGAUGCCGUGAGGCAUGGCUUACUGGGAUUCUUGAUGACUUGGAACAACGGAACGCUUAUGAAUAUCUCAAAGGGAUGAUCAAUUGUCAUAGAAUGCAUCUUUUUGAUGUUGUUAACCAAUACCGUGCAAUAUUUUCUGAUGAUACAUCAGGAAGGGAAGAGAACUAUGAUGGUGGGCUUUUAUUCAAUUGGGCCAUGCAUCAAAUCUCUUCCCACCUCAGAACUCUUAAGGUCAUGCUUCCCAAGAUCAAUGAAGGAGGAUCCUUGUCAAAUAUUCUGGACCAGUGCAUGUACUGUGCUAUGGGACUUGGUUGGGUUGGAUUGGACUUUCGAGGCUUGCUUCCCCCUCUUUUUGAAGAGGCAGUCCUGAAUUUAUUUACCAAGAACAUGAAUACAGCAGUUGAGAAUUUUCAGUUGGUACUGGAUUCUCAUCGCUGGGUCCCAUUGCCAGCAGUUGGCUUUCCUGCCAGCAGUUUGGGUGAUGAAAGCCAGGAGGAUGUUACUCCUCCUUCAAGUCUGAUGGAGCAUCCGCCUCUUGCUGUUUUUGUUAAUGGUGUAUCUGCCGCAAUGAAUGAAUUGCGCCCAUGUGCCCCUUUAAGUUUGAAGCAUGUACUUGCUCAAGAACUAGUCAAGGGAUUGCAGGCUGUCUCUGAUUCUUUGCAGAGAUAUAAUACAACUCGCAUGCUUCGAGAGAACGAGUCUGUGCUUUUCAUCUCACUUUGUCGAGCAUUCAUUGAGGUUGCUUUUCCACAUUGUGUUACAUGCUUUGGUCGUUGUUACCCUGGUGGGGCUACUCUAAUAGCCGAUGCCAAGAAUUUAUUUGAAGGAAUUAGCAAGCUAUUGACAACCUCUCCCUCUCGAGAACUUCCAAAACCAAUUCACACUGUAGAGAACAAGACUAUAUCUGAAAAUGGGAACUUGCCUUCGGUGGAGAAUGACGGGACACCUAAUGGCGAUCAAAGUGGGGAUACCAACUCAGAAGAAAAAGAAGAGGACAAAAUUCCUCCAGUCAGCGAGGAAAAACCUGUUGAUGAAUGAGUUGCAUCAUGGAAUGCCAGAUCAAUACAGAAUUCAAGUUUUUAGUACACGAACAGUGCGCUAAGGUUUAAAAAGAGGCUGUACAUUUUCUGCCAUUAUUCUGUCAGGUUUCUUGAGGAUGAAAGUCUUGCCAUGGAGUUUGUAAUUGAAGCCACAGUGGAUGAGUUCUUGUGUCUGGUGACUCUGCUCUUCCUCCUCAUCUUGCUCAUGGUGGCUGACGAUUAAUUCUUUGUAAGAAAAAAAGAUUCCUCUUUUUUGCUAUAAGAUGAGUUGUAUAACUUGUAUUAGGUGAGUCUACUUGAUAUAUAAGGAAACUAAAAUAUGAUACAUGAAACAGACAUCUUUUCCCUUAUGAUUUAUGAAACUGUCAAAUAAUUUGGAUUGAAAA
Ipomoea triloba (trilobed morning glory) is the source of this 2194-nucleotide messenger RNA. Its product is annotated as conserved oligomeric Golgi complex subunit 8. Bases 91 to 1806 code for a protein of 571 amino acids. The record is from RefSeq and is a predicted model, not a curated record. Lineage: Eukaryota; Viridiplantae; Streptophyta; Magnoliopsida; Solanales; Convolvulaceae. The transcript has 12 exons. Gene Ontology annotation, biological process: intra-Golgi vesicle-mediated transport. Gene Ontology annotation, cellular component: COG complex.